AUGUUGCUCCCCGCAACUGUAUUUGUUCUCCUUUUCCUUUUAAUUCCAGAUUCAAAGAAGAGAAAUUCAAAGAAGGGAGAAAAAAAUCUAGCAAAUCCUCUUUCAAUCACCGUCGUCAUUCUCUCUUUCUCUCCCUCCUCGGUUACUCGUUCAAUCCUGCACCGUGCUUGCUCUACUAGGGUUUUUGUCCCUCUUUCACUCACUGAUCCUCUCCAUCCGCAGUCUCGCUCUUUCUCUGAUCGUCGCCGCCGCAACACGCCUCUGCCGCAACAGGGUUCGGCCGCCGCACCGCAACACUCGGGUCCACCAUUUCACUGGUUUUUGUCGCCUUUCUGUCUCUAUUCUUCACCAGCGACUCUAAUCUUUGUCCUUCUUCCUCAACCUCUGUCUUUGCGACCUACUCCUCUAAGGUGGGAAGUUUUCAAACAACAAAUGAAAGACAUGCUUCAUCAUAGUGAUCAAAGGGCAUCGAGUUGAAAAAGCCUAGUGCUUCUCUUUAUACGUUUCCAUGCCAGAUUGCAUAUGUUAACAGGAAGAAGCAAGUAGAAAUUGUAGCUCUAGGAAAUGUAUGAUGUUUUGAGUGUAAAUAUAUGGCCUUUAGGAACACGUUCAAUACCUGUAAUUUAUUUUUGUAUCAUUUAGUUCGAUUUUCUUUUUUCUUUUUAAAUGUGGUAGAGUUAUUUUAAGUAAAGUAUAUAAAAAGCCCAUGAAUUAAGUGUUAAUUGUUAUUUUCAUUUAAACUCAACAAAUGGCACUUAAGUGUACAUUAAAUAAUUGUAAACCUACACAGACACGUUCCUGAUUCCUGAAUGUUGAUUGCAUCAUGAAUCAUUCUUGGAUC
Molecule: messenger RNA, 841 nt
Organism: Arachis ipaensis
Lineage: Eukaryota; Viridiplantae; Streptophyta; Magnoliopsida; Fabales; Fabaceae
Source: RefSeq, a predicted model, not a curated record